This is a messenger RNA of Gavialis gangeticus (Gharial), 852 nucleotides long. It is a transcript of the gene TMA16, whose product is annotated as translation machinery associated 16 homolog. The record is from RefSeq and is a predicted model, not a curated record. Lineage: Eukaryota; Metazoa; Chordata; Crocodylia; Gavialidae. Gene Ontology annotation, cellular component: nucleus. Bases 177 to 746 code for a protein of 189 amino acids. The transcript is spliced from 7 exons.
CCCCGCCCCGCCGCGAGUACGCAGGCGCGGCCAGCAGAGGCCGGAACCGAACGCUGGGGCCAGUGGAGCAGGGCCGGACUGGUUGGGGGAACGGACUGCUGUCCACUUCCGGUGCUGUGGAGUUGGCGCACGUGCUGCCCCUGCCCGGUCUUAUUUUCCCCGCCGGUGGGCUCGCCAUGCCAAAAGCACCAAAGGGCAAAGGUGGAGGGCAAGAGAAAAAAGUCAUCCAUCCUUAUAGCAGAAAGGCUGCUCAGCUUACAAGGAAGGCCCACAAACAGGAGAAAAAAGAAAAGUUGAAAAAUGAGAAAGCUUUGCGUCUGAGUACUGUAGGAGAAAAAUUGCAGUGGUUUCAAAGUCACCUUGACCCUAGUAAAGCAGACUACACAAAGAAAGAAGCCUGUGAACUAAUUGAAAAUUACUUGAAUCGAUUCAGUGAUGAACUGGAGCAGAUUGAGUUGCAUAACAGCAUUAAAGGCAGACAAGGGAGACAGCAUGGUUCCCGGGAGAUGAUCAUCAAACAGACCGUGGAACGUGAAAGACAACUGUAUGAAGGAUAUGGGAUAGAAAUCCCUGACUUUGUGAACAGCAAGCAUCUUAAAGUUUUCAGAGAAUGGAAUGGUGAUCUGAAGAAACUGCCAAACAUUAAAAUGAAAAAGCUGUCUGCCAAAGAUGCCAUGUGCAAUAGGACUGACGAGGCAGAUGUGGAACCCAAAGAGGAACUAGAUGAAGCAACAGACCUUGGCUAAUGAUCACCCACUGAUUCUGGAUAUGAAACAUCUGAAGGAGAGACUGUCAGGACCUUUCUGUAAAUAUCACUACAAGCAAAAAUAAAGCUAGGAUUUUACUUGAGAA